Pyricularia oryzae 70-15 is the source of this 2401-nucleotide messenger RNA. RefSeq lists its product as uncharacterized. The transcript has 2 exons. Lineage: Eukaryota; Fungi; Ascomycota; Sordariomycetes; Magnaporthales; Pyriculariaceae. The coding region runs from base 183 to 1913 and encodes 576 amino acids. The record is from RefSeq and is a predicted model, not a curated record.
AAGCUCACCCUCCAGUUUGUUUCCAUACAGGAACUCGACACUGGGACACGGCCAACGCUCGAUAACAACAAAAUACAAGGAAAUAAAAAAGUACAAGAAAAAUGCUAAAAUAAACGCCAAAAAGCAAUUGCCCAAUCACCCGCACUGAUCUGGCACCCCGUACAUGAAAAAUUUCAACCAAAAUGUCAUACGAAGAUCUGGCCAGAACCCUCCGCACAUAUGGCUUUCAACCAGACGCCGAUGCCCUGAGGUCCGCCUUCUCUCAAGGACCAGAGGCAUCGGAAUGGGUGCGCCGCCACCUCAUGAGCCCCGAAACCCUUCUCGCUCGCGACGAGCUGGACCAGUACGCCGCGCUGGUUAAAUCUGGCGCCGCGGACAGGCUGGCGUCGGAGCUCGAACACGAGGGACGCCAGUCGUCGUCGUCGUCGGCCCCACAGCUGCAGCAGGGGCCUCGCGUCGUCGCUGUGGGGGCUCGCGACGCGGACCUGAGGACCGCCAUCGAUGAGCUCAACCGCGCCACUGCCGCCGUGACCAGGCAGACUGAGGCGCUGAGGCAGCAGCACGACGCGUUGGAGCGGCUCUUUGCGCAGGACGCACGCGCCGCCGACGCCAGGGCAAAGGCGGCCGCUGGUAGGGCGCGACAUGCUGCGGCAGAGAAGAGGCGGCUGGCGGCCGAGGCCGAGGGUCUUGCGCAGACCUUGGGCGGGCGGGUCGUCGACUUCGAGGGCCGGCGGAACCGCGGACAGGGAGGAGGCCUGCAGCAGACGAUCGAUGGGCUGUUGAGGUCGGACGACAAGCUGCUGGCGAGUCUGCAGAAGCUCGGUUGGGAGCUCAAGGCUGAUGAUCCGGAUGAGCAGGAAGGGGUUGUCAAGGCGAGGGAGACUUGUGCGCGACUGAUCAAGUACACGGUCGAGACGCUGCGCACCAAGCUCGACAGGCUGUAUUUGGAGGCGCUCGAAGAGGAGGAUGGAAAGGUGAGGUCAUCCGCAGACUCUCAGCGAAGGCGAGAAGUCCCGAAAGAGGAAAUUGAGGAGAUGCAAGCCGAGCUGGAGGAGCUGUAUACCGAGAUUCUCCCCGUAGCCCAGAUGUCUGUUGAGCAACAGUUUCUCGAGCCAGCAGUCCAGUCUCUAGCAGGGCGCUCCGCCUCGAACCUUACCCGGUCUGUCGAGGCACUUGACUACAUCGACGCCUGUCUUAACUACCUCCUCCACAACAUGACGGCGCUCUCGUCACGCGUCGAGGACUACAAGGCCCACGAAUCGGCCACCGCCACCCUCCUCAGCGCCGCCAAAGCCGAACUAUCCAGCCAAAUCACCACCGCAACGCCGUCAAAAGCCCACGGCCGCACGGCAAGCCUACCAGCAGCUGCCUCACCCAUCCGGUCCCGCCGCGCCAACACAACAGCAAGCAUCCUGAACAGCACCAGCAGCGGCGCAGACCACCAAGACCAAGAGCCCGCACUCCCGACCCUGCUCCGCACCCUCGCCCUCACUCUCCCCGACGAUCCCAGCAAAGACGCCGCGGCCCUGUCCGCGGCCCUGCACGACCGCUCCGCCAAGGCGGCCGACAUGGCGCGCAACGUGCAGGCGUCGUUCGAGGGCUCCGUCGCCGCGCACGUGGUCGACGCCGCCACCGCCGUGGCCAGCCUGCGCGACAGCGUCCUCGCGGAGACGGCGGCGGCACCGACGGCCGGGGCAGACGGCUCGGUCGUCGCGCUCACGGACCCCGAGACGGAGAGCUUCAUCUGGAUGCUGCAGCAGGAGGUCGGCAAGGCGCGCGGCCGCCUGGCGGACGUCGAGGCCGACAUCAGGGCUCGCGAGGGCGGCGCUGGGAAAUCGAGACCCGGCCAGCUUGGCAGGGAGUCAGGCGGGAAGCGGGAGGAGCUCAUAAGGCGCUGGGGAUCUGCGCGCUGAUGGGACGAUCCUUGGGGAAAGCGUCGGUGCAGGGACCACGGGGGUGGGUGCUCCGCGCAAAGGCUCCACAGCCAAGCGCUCGGUCUGCCGCUGCCAACAAUCAUCCCUUCAAUUUUCCGACUUGUUUUCUUGUUUUCUUCACAAAACAGGAUCGGCGGAAAAGGUGUGUCGACAUCAGCCGAACAGUCUGUUCGGCUCGUUUUUAGAGCCCUCCAAGUACCACUCACCUGAUCUCGCGCAUACAUAGACGGCUCUUGCAGCCUUUUGUUACGAUCAAGGUAUCGGGGUAACCUGUUCUUAGGGUAAAGUACAGUGGGUUGAAGCAACUGAGCGUCUGACUGGGUAACUGGGGUUUUCAAUGACUGGGGGUGAAGUUAUGAUCGUUCUCAAGUAAGUUUUGAGGUUAACUAGAGUUUGAUUGCUGCUAAGCAAUCCUAGAAUCGAAUCUAUCUACAUGGUAAUGAGCGUGCCUUAUAUAGACUAUGUUC